CACCGUUGAUAUCCCAUCAAUAUCGCCUUCCAGGCGCCAGAAAUGGCGAGGAAGCGCCAAGCCAAACACAAGCGCCGCUUGGAAUCCAUGUUGCUGACCUCGUUCGUAUCGCCAUCACCUACCCCAUACGGAGUACAUCUGCUGAGGUUGUGACAGACGUAUCUGGUUUGUCUGUCUCCCCACAUACCGCAACCUUGGCCCGGGCUGAAAGCCCCAAUCUUGACCGACUUGACACAUUCCUCGUUUCUGAGAAGUGCCGAAUAGCGCGUACGAACUUGAAGAUGCCAAUACGAGUCGUGCCGAGACCGACAUCACUCGAAGCGCGAAUAGCGAAACGAUCGACCCAGGAUUGCCUCUAUGAUCUGCCCUUACUGUACGGCUUGCAUAGCGGAAUGCCGGCUUGCGGUCUCUAACCAAUCCGAGUGGAAACGGCAGAGCUCAACUAAUAUUAACACCGACAUCACUUUUCCAAUCCCUCGUCGGAUUCAACGGUCGUACUCGUACUACGUCUUCAGCCGUUGAACCUGACGGCACCUCGGCUGAAAUUGAGAAGGGAUCGUUACCAUCUCCAGUAUGUAUAAAGCAUGAGCGACCCUUGAGUUAAACUACGUUUAAUUCAUCUCUGCAAGAUCGGUACUUCGAUCACCCCACCGUGCUCCAACAUGGGCACUAAAAUACUUAAGAAUGGCACAGUGCUUGCCUUUGACGACAAGUUGGCGACAGUCAAAGUUUUGCCUCAGGCACAUGUCAUCAUCGAAGAUGACCACAUUACUGCUAUCUUGGAGCCACAUGAAGCCGAGGAAAACACAUUUUCGGCUGCUGAAGUUCUCGACGUUACCGGCCACAUCGUCUCUCCCGGGUUCGUCAACACCCAUUGCCAUACGUGGCAAACAGCAUAUCGCACGCUCGGCCCGGACAUCACGCUAGCGCAAUACUUCGGAUGGGUGUCACAACGAGCAGCCAAUAUUGACGAAUGGGGUGCGCAAGACAUCUAUAUUAGCAGUCUCGAGGGCUACCUCGAAGGCAUCAAUGCGGGAAUCACUUCCUAUGUGGAGCAUGCUCACUGCAAUUGGGGAGAGCAUGUCAUGAAGGCCGCUUUUGAUGGAGCCAUUGACAGUGGAGCCAGGAUCUGGUGGUGCUAUCAUCCUGUGUCUCGGGCCGGAUUCGAUGCAGAGAAGCAGAUUGGGAUACUACAGGAGCUCCGGAGUAAAACAUCCCAAAAGGACGAUCUUAUCAGACUGGGACUUGCCGUGGACGGUCUCGAUGGGAUGUCAGCGGAGGAAAUCCAGCAGACGAAGCAAGCUGCAAUUGACAUCAAAGCAGAGGCUCUUACGUCUCAUUAUCUCGGUGGGCCCUGGCCAUUUGCCAAAGACCUGGUCAACAUCGCUGAAAAGCACGAACUGCACAAGCUUGAGGUUCCUUAUAUCUGGUCCCACGCAGGAUUCUUGACAUCGACAGAGAUGGACUCGCUGCGUCAGCAUGAUCAGUACGUCUCGAUCACACCUGAAUCUGAGAUGCACUACGGUCACGGCCAGGAUACAAGCCGCUUGAUUCAUGAUCAAGCAGCGCUUGGGAUCGACACCAACUGGACCUUCUCCCACGACAUACUUCUGCAAGCUCGAUUGUGGUUGCAGAAUAUGCGCGGUCAUUGCUCCACGGAGAUUCUGAAAAGGGGCAAGAUCCCAAAGCAGAACCCCAUGGCUGUAGUGGACGCGUUCUUGUUGGCCACCCGAAACGGCGGCCGCUCGCUUCGCCGGGAUGAUAUUGGUGUCUUGAAGGUUGGGGCCAAAGCAGAUAUUGUCUGCUUCGACGGGAGCUCAGUGAACAUGCUGGGCUGGACUGAUCCGGUUGCUGCGGUCGUCCUGCAUUCCAAUAUUGGCGACAUCAAGCAUGUCAUGAUAGGUGGACAGUUCAGAAAGAAGAACGGGCAACUAGUGUUGAAGUCGGGUAAUUGGGAAGAUGUCUCGGAAAGAUUCAAGCAAACCUCUCAAAGAAUUCAAGAGGCCUUCCGACAUCCGCCACCUCUACCCGAGGCGGCUUGGGGAAGGCAGACUUUCGAGGACAAUGCGAAGGUGACGACAGCGAAGUUGACAGACCGAUCGUGAUGCAUACGAGUACCGUGGCACUGUGGUACGACAAAUCCUUUCGUCUCAAUAUCCA
This is a messenger RNA of Exophiala xenobiotica, 2160 nucleotides long. RefSeq lists its product as uncharacterized. The record is from RefSeq and is a predicted model, not a curated record. Gene Ontology annotation, cellular component: cytosol. Bases 663 to 2105 code for a protein of 480 amino acids. Gene Ontology annotation, molecular function: deaminase activity. Lineage: Eukaryota; Fungi; Ascomycota; Eurotiomycetes; Chaetothyriales; Herpotrichiellaceae. The transcript has 2 exons.